AUGAUGGGCUAUUCAAUUGAGCAAAAUUCUUUUGUCAGCACGUGAUAUAAAGUAGACCUAGACGAUCCUAAAUAUGAUUGAUCCGAAGUCUCUAUUGAAGAAGACCCUGAUGGGUACUUAGCAAUUGAUAGCUAUGGUUUCACAUUUUUUAACGAAGCUUUAUACAUUUUUGGAGGUGACCAAAGGCCUCCUGUAAUAAACCGUUUGGUUAAAUUUGACUUGUCAGUUUUUCCAUUUAAAUUUGAAGUUUAUGACAGCGACUAUUCACCAACCCCAAGAAUGUAUCAUUCAAUGCAGCCUGUAGGGCCUAAUUUAUACUUAUUUGGCGGUCUAGGUGAUAAUGGAGCAGCUUAUAACGAUUUUUGGGCUUUUAAUGUUAUGAAAGAAAAAUGAAGCCUAAUAAGUCCUGAAGGCUCAGUCCCUUCUAAAAGGUACGGAUAUGCCUCAUCUGUAAGCGCUGAUGUCAUGCUUGUAUGAGGCGGAUAUGGAAAUGAAGGGUAUUUAAAUGAUGGCUAUUUAUAUGAUAUCAGCUCAGGAAAAUGGUCUGCGCUAGAAUAUACUGGAACAGCGCCCGCUCCAAGGGUAGGGGCAUGUGCUGGGCUAAGUGGCUGGCUGAUUUUUAUAUACGGUGGAAAAACUGAAGCAGGGCUAUCUGAUGAGCUAUGGACUUAUGACAUUACAACCCAAAAAUACAAUUUAAUUAAUAGUGGUGACAAUGAAGGCCCAGGGCCGGUUUGGUUCGCAACUUGUAGAGUCUCUACAUCUCAAAGCAGUUUUUUGUGGGUUCUUUAUGGGGAAGCAAAAGAUGACACCCCGACUAAUCAAGUUUAUGGAUAUGACGCAGACCAUAAUAUAUGAUGAGAAUACAACGAUGAACCAUCAGACACUACUUAUAGCAGAAGUCGAGCAGCAGUAUGCAAGCCCUUACAAAGAAUUCUUGUUGCGGGAGGCGAAACAUAUGGUCUCUUUCCCAACUCAGACAUUUUUUACUAUUCUACUGAAGAUUUUGAGUUUACCAUGCUUGGAAAUAUAACUGACUCAUUUUUUGCUUCUGCUAAUGCAUAUUUUCAAAAUUAUUUUUAUAUACAUGGAGGAGGGACUUCAGCUUCUAGCCUGCUAAGAUUCAGUGUGCCUAGUAAUAUAUUUUUAAGACUCCCUAUGUGGUCGUUUUGCACUGAUAAUACAACUUGCAAUUUUGCAUGCAGCUAUGGGAGCUAUAGGACUUCUUCUAACUGUGAAAUUUGUCCAUUGGGGACGUAUUCAGAUGAGUUCAAUAUGACUGAGUGCAAGAAAUGCCCUGAAGGAAAAUAUGGCCCACACUAUGGAGCGACAAGUCUGGAUAUGUGCUAUCCAUGCCCUGAAGGAGAAUACAAUAAUCAAAAAGGUCAAGGCCAUUGCUUGGAUUGUCCUCAUACGUCAACAUGCAGAGCAGGAAGCAAAACUUCUGAUUAUAAUUCUUAUUAUUACCAUGACUCAUAUAUUCAGCCUCCAAUUUAUUCUGCUGAUGCAGGAGAAGCAAGAAGAAAUAAUUUGAUUAUUGAGGUGGUUGUAGGGGUUGUAGGUUUAAUAGUUAUCAUUGUGAUGGUAUUAUUAAGAAAAGUAGAAACAUUUUUAUUUUAUUUUGAUAUAUAUUCAGAUAAACACAACCAUUUUAUAGGUAAGCCAAUGUAUUUAAAACGAACAAAACUAGGAGGGGUUUUUGGAAUGGCUUUUAUAUUCUUAGCAAUUAUUAUCAUUGGGGUGGAAAUCGUAAAUUAUGUCUUAAAUAACGUUUACGAAACAAAAAGCCUAGUCCCGCUUGUAGUGCUCGAGCAAGAUACCCCAAAAGUAAUUUUUAAGCAGUUUGAAGCUGAAUUUUUAAUAACAAUUACACUGAUGAAUUAUGGAGGGGCAUGUGUUGAUGGUCCUUGCGCAUCCAGUAAGAUUUAUUCUGAUAUAACUGGAAUUACAGGAAACUGAACAACGUCAUAUUGCAAAGAAGAAGAAAAUGGAGACUGUGUGAUUUCUACUUUAUGCAUUAAAUGCUCAGUUACUAACUCUCCCAUUACUGGCGAGUCCAUCUAUUAGCAAAAUCAUCUUUUUGGGAAAAAAUAAUUCAUUAGCAAAAAUUAUAUUUUUAAUAUUUUUUUUGUUAAAAUAUUUUAGCAUAUAAUUAAACAAGGUCUCCAAUUAUUAUAUUUAAUUUUAGAACUUUUCUUUCAAACGUACAUUUUGAAAUUAGACUUUAAUUUUAAAUUUGAGUAUUUUAAAAGAAAAUAGAUUUAAAUAUAAUUUUAAUUAAAUUAAAAGUGAUAGCUCGAUGUUAGAGAGCAAAAUAUUCACUUGCUAGCUAAGAAAAAGAGUAAGCAAGGGAAAUUCACUAUUACAAUGGACGAUACAAGUGGGUAUACAUCAGGCUAUGUGGUAAAUUUAACAGCUUCUUCCUCUAUACCACGCAAAUAUAGCAGCUAUAAGACUUACGUUUUACCUGAUGACAAUUAUGUAUUUAUAGGAAGUGACCCAACCAGGAUUUAUUAUGACAUAAUCCCAUCAGUAAUCGAUAUUUAGUAUUAUGAAGACACCGAAGAAACUGGCAACCAUACAGGAUAUCAUGUUUCUUUAGAAAAAGCAACCCAUCAAGGAUCGCGAUUUAAACCAUAUGAGUGAAUUUUAUUUAGGCUUGGACUGGCAUAUAUUAACUAUUUAAUUAUAUUUUUUGAUGUCGACGGUAAUGGCCUUGUAACUACUCGUUAUUACAGGCAAACAUGAAUUCUAUUAUUAACAGCACUUUUGGGCUCGAUAUUUGGAAUUUUGGGGACGAUUGGAGGUCUAAUGAAGUUCGCGGAAAAAAAUGUGUAUGUCCUUCACAAGAGAAAAAAACAUAAAAAAUACUUGGAACAAUUAGAAAAAAAUUUUAAAAUCAUUAAAAAACUGAGAAAGUACCCAGAUUUUAAAACUUAUAUAGGUGAAGAAUCUCCAAGGUCGAGCCGGACAGCAAAUGAAGCAUCGGAAAAAGAUAAAUUGAACGCAGAAAUAUAG
Blepharisma stoltei is the source of this 3018-nucleotide messenger RNA. Lineage: Eukaryota; Ciliophora; Heterotrichea; Heterotrichida; Blepharismidae. The record is from the annotation of a GenBank genome assembly.